UAGGCUUUGAUGCUCUCCCCGUUAAAUCUUGCUCUCCAUUUCAAAUUCUCGUUUGCUUUGUUUUUUCUUUUCAUUUUGUACAGCCCCCUUGCCAAUGAGCGACUACGAGCAGCAGCGCCAGGAGCAGAUCCGCAAAAACCAGGAGAUGCUGGCAGCUCUGGGCCUGGACAAGCCCAUCCUGGGCAUCUCAGCCACAGACAAACCACGCACGGCGCGAGCCAAAUCGCAGUCGGGCUUUACACGCACCUACGAGAUCCGCGCGCGCAGCACGGUAAGAUACUCUGAUGACGCCACAUACGAAGACGACGGGUACAUGACGCGGCCACGCAAAAAGACCAAUCACCGCCUUCUGCGUCUGCGGCGCAACGACGCCGGGCGUCGCAUCGUGGGCAACCGCGUGUACGACUCGGCGCUGGGGAGCACAUGCCACCAGUGCCGGCAAAAGACCAUGGAUCCGAAGAUCAAGUGCUCCAACAACUGCAAUGUCGUGUUCGACACGCGCUGUCUGCUGAUCCGGUACGGCGAGGACGCCGAUCAAAUCGACCAUAGUACCUGGCAGUGCCCGAAAUGCCGCGGCUGCUGUAAUUGUUCGUUCUGCUUGCGCAAGCGCGGGAAGCGGCCCACUGGCCAGCUGUCAGUGUAUGUCAGGCAGCAUGGUGUACAGGCGGUCGAGGAAUUGAAGGUGCCUGGGGUGCUGCAGCCCGAGGUGCUUGGCUCGGCUAGAAGGUCGGCGCGGAGGAGGAUCUGGGAUGGCGAGGUGUCGGAUGACGACGGAGAAGUCAAAACAUGGUCGCUGCGCGAGCGCAAGAGCAUCAGGUACCAGGACAGCUAUGCUUUGGAUGACGAUGACGAUGAAUUGUUUGCCGACUGCCCCGAAUUUGACUGCAUUGUUGUUAUAGACCGGUCCGGUCCCGAAGACAUUUAGCGAUUCACAAUAUUUA
Messenger RNA from Linderina pennispora, 941 nucleotides. RefSeq lists its product as uncharacterized. The coding region runs from base 95 to 925 and encodes 276 amino acids. Lineage: Eukaryota; Fungi; Kickxellomycota; Kickxellomycetes; Kickxellales; Kickxellaceae. Gene Ontology annotation, biological process: regulation of DNA-templated transcription. The record is from RefSeq and is a predicted model, not a curated record. Gene Ontology annotation, cellular component: nucleus. The transcript has a single exon.